Rubroshorea leprosula is the source of this 1412-nucleotide messenger RNA. NCBI's taxonomy places the organism in Eukaryota, Viridiplantae, Streptophyta, Magnoliopsida, Malvales, Dipterocarpaceae. The record is from the annotation of a GenBank genome assembly.
UGAUUUCUUGCUUUUCUCCCCAGUGCGUAUUCUGCAGAAAGGAGGCCAAUUUUGGCUUUGAUCAGAUCAUGUGUGGAGAGUGAGAGAUGGCAAUCGAAAGGUUGAUGACUGAGAUUUUGAAUUGGGGGGUUUUAGGGCUUCUGCUGACCUCCCCCUAUAAAAGAGGGUUGUUUGCUGAUUGUGGGGGGAUUUUUGGAGUGAGCCGACAGAGAGAAGAGAGAGUUUUCUGGGUUCUGAUAGUAGGAUUUCUUUGCAAUCGAGCAUAUAGAACUCGAAUUCGAAGUUGAAGAAAUAAAAUUUCAUCUGUAAUUCAACUCCCGACUAGCAAUACAAAGAGGAUUUCUACUCAGCCUCAGGUAUUUCAAUUUUUUUUUCGCGUAAAAUAAAGUUUGGUUCUGAGGUCGAAGGACCGACCCAACAUUGGGUCUCCUUUGAUUUGGUUUUCUGCUUUGUUCAAUAUUCUAUAAUUUGCUUUUAGAUUGGAAAUUUAUGGCUGUUUAUCUAAUCUUGAGGAUAUGAGUUUAUGCUUUGUGUUUUAUGGCUUGUUCCGAAUUAUUGUUCCUCCUUAAAGAAGUUCAUAUUUGUAGCCAGAGAUGAAGAUCUUUUAUUCAGUUGGGAGAAGCUUCGAGAUAUUGCUCAACAAAUCCUCCAUUUUGAUAUCAAGCCUCACAAUAUCUUGCUAGACCAUAAUUUCAAUCCCAAGAUCUCUGACUUCGGUCUGGCAAAGCUGUGUUCCAAGGAACAAAGUUCUAUUUCUAUGACAGUAGCCAGGGGAACAAUGGGAUAUACCACCCGAGGUACCGUCUAAGAACUUAGGAAAGGUAUCAUAUAAAUCAUGUGUUUAUAAUUUGGAAUGCUAUUUCUGGAAAUGUUAGGAGGGAGGAAGAAUAUUGAUGUCACAGUGGAGAGUACGAGCCAAGUUUAUUUCCCAGCAUGGGUGUAUAAUUGCUUGGACAAAGGAGAAGAUUAGAAUAGAAAAUGAGGGACAUGCCUAGAUAGCAAGAAAGCUUACAAUUGUUGGACUUCAGUGCAUUCAGUGGUAUCCGGCGAACCGUUCAUCAAUGAAAGCUGUGGUUCAUACGUUGGAAGGGGAAGUCAACAGUUUGAAAGUGCCACCAAAUCCCUUAGGCCAUGCAGAUGGAGUGCAGAUCAGUGCCAACAUCCCUGGAAGACCAAUAAACAUAGAAUUAGUAGCAGUCUCUUACAUAGAAUUAGGGGCGUUCGUGACAUGGUUUGCAAUAAACACCCUUGGCAGCAUGCUUGGAAAUCUGUGGCAACAACUUGACAAUCAACGGCAGCAUGAAAUCUGAAACAAACUGAUUAUUCUGUUGAUUCUGCCAAUUAUUCUCCUGGAAGUUUGCAACAAACCAACAACCUUGCUGUAGUUGUGGAAAUAACCACUCAACCUUAUU